AAGUGUCCAAACGCAGAGAAAAACUCCUGCUGAAGCGACUGAUCUCCACACUGUUAUAAAGAUGGCGUUUAUUAAAGAGGAGAGUGAAGAUGUGAAGAUUGAAGAAACAUCCAGAGUCAAACAGGAAGAUCUGCAGGAACAAACAGAUCUAAUUGAAGAGAAUGAGGGGAGUAAAGAGGAGGAACUUCAUGUCAAAAUUGAGGAAAAAACUCAUUUACAGACUGAUGGUGUUUUGAAAAGGAGAGACAAGAAUCGUUGCACCUGCACUCAGUGUGGAAAGAGUUUUGGAAGACAAAGCAGUCUUAAAAUUCACAUGAGGAUCCACACUGGAGAAAAACCAUACACAUGCACUCAGUGUGGAAUGAGUUUCAUUCAAUCAUCACACCUUAAUAAUCACAUGAAAAUCCACACUGGAGAGAAACCAUUCGCAUGCACUCAGUGUGUGAAGAGUUUCAGCAUAUCGUCAUCCCUUAAUCUACACAUGAGGAUCCACACUGGAGAGAACCCUUUCAAAUGCACUCAGUGUGUGAAGAGUUUCAGCAUAUCGUCAUCCCUUAAUGAACACAUGAUGAUCCACACUGGAGAGAAACCAUUCAUAUGCACUCAGUGUGGGAAGAGUUUCAGCAUAUCAUCAUCCCUUAAUGGUCACAUGAGGAUCCACACUGGAGAGAAACCAUUCACAUGCACUCAGUGUGGGAAGAGUUUCAGCCAAUCAUCAUCCCUUAAUAGACACAUGAGGAUCCACACUGGAGAUAAGCCAUUCACAUGCACUCAGUGUGGGAGGAGUUUCAGCUGCUCAUCAUCCCUUAAUAGUCACAUGAGGAUCCACUCUCGAGAGAAACCAUUCACAUGCACUCAGUGUGGGAAGAGUUUCAGCAUAUCAUCAUCCCUUAAUAGUCACAUGAGGAUCCACACUGGAGAGAAACCUUUCACAUGCACUCAGUGUGGGAAGAGUUUUAGCAUAUCAUCAUCCCUUAAUAGUCACAUGAGGAUCCACACUGGAGAGAAACCAUUUACAUGCACUCAGUGUGGGAAGAGUUUCAGCCAAUCAUCAUCCCUUAAUAGACACAUGACGAUCCACACUGGAAAGAAACCAUUCACUUUCACUUAAACCGCGGUCACACUGGACUUUUCUCCCCUUAGACUUCCAUUCAUAUUGUUAGACUAUUCCUAGUCCUCCCAGGUUAAAACAUCAGUCAGAGGCUUUAAAUAAGUUUUAUCAAUUUAAUUAAUUAGAUGAAUAAAGCAUUACAGAGCUCUGGGUGUCAGAGAACAGCAACACAGGGUGUCUGUGUCAGCUGGGCACACACACCCACACCCUUGUCCCCCCUAUAUUUAUCGUUGUCUCUCUUCAGCCCCGCCCGGGGGCGCUUCAGUAAGAAAGAUCCUCCAUCCAGAUCAGUUUGAUCAUCAGUUGUUAGGCAGAACAGGAACUCUGCACAGAAAAAGUUACACAAACACAUAACAGAGCCUGAAAGAGAGUGAGCCUUUGCCCCCCCCCCACCCCCCCCGUCUGUUAUGGUUCCUGUAA
Messenger RNA from Danio aesculapii, 1531 nucleotides. RefSeq names its product gastrula zinc finger protein XlCGF8.2DB-like. Gene Ontology annotation, biological process: regulation of transcription by RNA polymerase II. The coding region runs from base 62 to 1111 and encodes 349 amino acids. Gene Ontology annotation, molecular function: DNA-binding transcription factor activity; RNA polymerase II cis-regulatory region sequence-specific DNA binding. The record is from RefSeq and is a predicted model, not a curated record. The transcript has 2 exons. Lineage: Eukaryota; Metazoa; Chordata; Actinopteri; Cypriniformes; Danionidae.